Molecule: messenger RNA, 2535 nt
Organism: Branchiostoma floridae (Florida lancelet)
Lineage: Eukaryota; Metazoa; Chordata; Leptocardii; Amphioxiformes; Branchiostomatidae
Product: transient-receptor-potential-like protein
Exons: 7
Coding region: 814-1593 (259 amino acids)
Biological process (GO): calcium ion transmembrane transport; regulation of cytosolic calcium ion concentration; manganese ion transport
Cellular component (GO): membrane; cation channel complex
Molecular function (GO): store-operated calcium channel activity; inositol 1,4,5 trisphosphate binding
Source: RefSeq, a predicted model, not a curated record
UUGGUUUUAGCUUUUGAGAUGGUUAACGAAAUCUUUCGUUUCAGUUCACGACGUACCCUUUUUGCUUUGAAUAUGUCAACCAACGAAAGUUCCAGGAGAUCAUAGACUUUCAUCAGGUCUUUCAGGGGUGGGAAAACGCCUCUUCUGUCUAUCCGAUCGUUCUCUCGGUGACCGUGGGGCUAGCGUAUCCCCUCCUGUGUCUGGCACAUCUCCUAGCGCCUCAGUCAAAGAUCGGCAGGUUUUCAAGUCUUUCUGUUGUGCGUGAGAUGUACUGGACCGUGUCGUGGAUCGUUCUGCUGAUCCUACUGUUGGUGGAUUCUCAGUCCUACCGCCUGGGACCUUCGGAGAUAGACAGUAUUAUCCAGGGGACUCCAGCGUCAUCUCGACCGGUGUCAGUAGCGUCCAUAUUGAUCAUGAUGUGGAUCAUCGACAUAGCAUGGAAGGAACUACAAGACGUUCGACGAGAAGGCCUGAUGGACCACUUCAAGCAGCCGUGGAACUUUCUGGACUUUGUGAUGAUUGCGGUCUUCCUAGCACAGUUCGCCCUCCGACUUGUGGCGAUUCAGGCAAGAAGGGAUUUCGUAUUCCGAAAGAAGUAUGUGAUUGAUUUUAAAUCAACCAAUUGUAAUUUUGUUUGUUUGGAUAGUUAACUGUGACGUUGCCUUUUUAUUUUUUUAGCUCGACAUAUAUAGAUCAGUACAGAACACGGUCGCCGAUGAAUGGACACAUAAAGCAAAUGAAACCAGCUUCCAGCCUGUUGCAGUGGCAGAUGUCCUCUUCUCCAUCUUCACAAUCGUCGUCUUUGUCCGAGCCAUGUCUAUGUUCAUCUAUAAUCGUUUUCUGGGGAUGCUGCUGAUCUCCAUCGGACGAAUGGCUGUAGACAUCAUGAAGUUCGUGGUCCUGGAUGGACUGGUUCUGUUCGCCUUUGCGCUCGGCUUGAACCAGCUGUACUGGUUCUAUGGGACGAUGCACCAGUACCUCUGUUCCAACUACUCACAGAGCAACCUUCAGGCUUUGAGCUGUUCAAAGUCACAAGGUUUUGACACAAUUUUCAGCGCGCUGCAAUCCUUGUUCUGGGCUGGGUUCGGUGUUGUUGAUCUGUCCACGCUCGAGCUGAAGCCGGGUACCAGCCCAGUCAACGUGUUCCAGAUACAAGAAUGGCCUGUCAUCACAGAGACUGCUGGAAAACUGGUGUUUGGGCUGUAUGAAGUCAUUGGGGUGUUGGUUCUCAUCAACCUCCUCAUCGCCAUCAUGAGUGACUCAUUUACGAGGACAGAGGAAGUAAAACGCAUUGACUGGGGCUUUGUGGUGAUGAAAGACGUGCUACGCUACCUGAAGGUCGACCUGUCCUUACCCCCACCCUUCGGCCUGAUAAUGUCCGUGAGGAACGCUCUUGUUCGCCCGGUGUUGGCAUUAUGUGGUCGGCGAAACAAUCCUCCCGAUACGGACAACAAUAUAUCUAAGUUUGUUCAGGUGGAGAGAGCCAUCCGCCCAUCACAAUCAUCACUGCCAGCGAAACAGGAUGUGUACAAAAUGGUUGUUGGCAGUCUUAUGACCAGAUAUUUGCUUCGCAAGGAAAGGAGCCUGGAAUGAAAGGGCAUUUGUACAUAUGUACAAUGCAUCACCUUACUAUUCUAUUCUACUAGGUAGUUUGCUGUCUUUACUUAAUGGAAUGUAAAUUAUAUAUUUUAUAAAGGAUGACCGCUUUGAAAGAAGAUUUCUUCCUUCCUUGAUUAUACAUGUAUCGUUAAAUCAUAUUAUGAGUCAACAUUUUCCUCAAUGUUAGAUGUUUCAUUGAACACCGAUCACGGACUUAACCAGGAGACGGCUAAGGAGGUAAAGAUCGUAAGGUAACUUAGAAGUCAUGUUCUUGUCUGUAAGCAAAAGAAGGUGAACAUUAUGGUUGUGUCCAUCAAUAUAUGUAAUGUUACAGUGUUUGUUAUUGUUAGGAAGAUACUGAAUAUAGAGUACACGUGUUAUCAAAGGAAUUUUGUCAGAUUCUAUUCUUACUUCUCAAUCCUGAUAUAUAGACCUGUCUGUUAGCUUCUUCAUAGUACGUGUAAGCUAUAGAAUAGUCAAUGGUCACACACGGAAAUUCAACAUUAUGUUGUAAUCUCAGCUCUGUUAUUUAGAUUGAGGUCAGUGAUAUGUAUUAGUAGGCAGAUGAAGACAUUGUGAACGAAGGUUUAGAGAUUAUUCAACUACUCAUAUACAUUACAACAAUAGAGAGUUUUCCUAGACAAAAAUGCAUCUAUUACUUGUCAAGUUCUUCAUCCAGUAUUUAUGACAUUAAUCGGCAUUCUAGUGGGUGUAGGAUACAGAUAUAUUACAUUAAUAAUAAAUCGCUCGGGAUUUCCGAUCUGGCAGUGAUCAUCUUAUUACUUCCAUUCCUCAUGACUUAUUAAUGUGUAACGCAGACGUCGAGAGUUCCAAAGCGCAACAGGUGCACGUGACUUGUUCUUGUGAUUAAAUGACUUAUUCCCCUCAUCACAAGUACAGGUUUUAUUUCUUCUCUCAGUGACACCAGAUUCAGAU